Messenger RNA from Phalacrocorax carbo (great cormorant), 2356 nucleotides. Lineage: Eukaryota; Metazoa; Chordata; Aves; Suliformes; Phalacrocoracidae. The record is from RefSeq and is a predicted model, not a curated record.
GCUGGAUGUUGCGCAAGAGCUGAAUUUGGAAGAAAAUCAGAAACCUCCCUCUGGAAAUACCCCUCGGACUGGAAAGUCUCAGAGGUCCUGGGGCCAGUGCUUGUGGGGGCGGUUCCUGCAGAGCUUAAGAAGAGCUGAGGACGGGGCUGGCGGGCAGAAGGAAACAGCCCCAGCCGGCGGCGUUCGCUCUCUGGAAGGAGGGAAGGAAGGAAAACCAGUCCUUGCUGCUGUCCUGUCCCGCUGCUGGCUGUGCAGGCGAUGGAACCGGCUCCUCUCCUCCUCCUCCUCGGCUUGCUGUGGGGCUGCAGUGGGCAACCUGCAGACAAGCUGGUGGUGGUGCCACAGGAGCUGGUGGUGCGGUACGGGGGCUCGGCACAGCUGAACUGCUCCCUGGCCUGCAUGGGGGGCACAGUGCAGUGGAAGGGGCUGGACACCAACCUGGGGACCAUCACCUCCUUCCCCACCCACAGCGUCCUGAACAUCAGCAGUGCUGUGGUCGCCAUGGAGGGCACCAAGAUCUGCCAGGGGACAUGCCAAGGGCAGCACUACCAGCGCACUGUCAACCUGAAGGUCUAUGCCCUCCCAGACACGCUGCAGCUGGAGGUGGGCCCCCGCGCCCUGAAGCCAGGGCAGCCCGCCAGACUGCGCUGCUCAGCCCAGAGGGUGUACCCGCUCGAGAAGCUGGCGCUCACCUGGUACCGGGGGGACCAAGAGCUGGAGGAGACAGGCUUCGAUGACACGGAGACUGAUGAACAGCUGUUUGACAUCGUGUCCACUCUGCUGGUGGCUGGGAAGGAGGUGGAAGAGGGGGUGGAGUUCAGGUGCAAGGUGAUGCUGAGCAUCGGGCAGGAGACCUUCACCCGGGUGGCAUCUGUGACCGUGAGUGCUGGAGCUGUGACAGAGCAGCCAGUGGCCACGGCCACCUCCACGGGGAGCCCCCAGACAGCGGCAGCUACAACAGGGAGCCCCAGCACAGCCGGGCCCACGACCACCACGGUGUUGCCCCCAGAGCUGAGUGUCUCCACACAUGACCCCACCACAGCCCAGACCACCACACCAUGGGAGCCCAACGCCAAGACCAUCCUGGAGCUGGCUGCUGCCACCGACUCCCCCUCCACAGAGCACCCUGUCACCCACGACCUCGUCACAGGCAGUCCCACGGCACGCCUGGCCACCACCACGCUCCCUGGCUCCGGCACCACGAGCCCCCUUGCUGAGGUGCAGGGGACAGCUGCGGACAGCACCAGCUGGGGGUCUCCCAGCGAGAAGGCGACAGGGCCAUCCGUGGGGACAGUGCCUGCCUGCAGCCUGCGGAUCUGGUCACUGCCUCCCAACGGGACACGGGGCAGGGCCCUGCACAUCAAGUGCCGCGCGUGGUGCGCCGGGAAUGCCACCAUCCACUGGCUGCACACCCCUGUGGCCCUCUCACAGUACCGGGAGGAGGUGGUGGGCAGCAGCUCCACGCUGUGGCUGGACCAUGCCGGGCCCCAGCACCAGGGCCACUACCAGUGCACCCUGCUCGGCCACCACUCCCAGGCGGUCAGUCUGCAGCUGACAGUCUUGGACGAUUCCUUCAGCUUGGGCCCUGCCAUUGCCAUGGGGACAACGGUCUCGCUGUUAGGACUCAUCAUGACUGGCAUCAUCUCUCGUUGCCUGUGGAAACGAUUCAGAUCUCAGGACCUGUACAAGCUGCCCUAGGAGUGGGAGCUGCCUACAGAUGCCCACAGCCCUCUGAACCAGUCCCUGCUGUCACCCUUUCUGCCCCUGGGACAACAAGCAGCUGAUGGAGCCCAGCGGAGCUGGUGGGGUAUGGGACGCUGCUGUGAGACCCAAGAGAAUAGCAGCCCCCACCCCAGGACAAGCACUCUGGGACCCAGAGACCUCCGAGCUGCUGCUGUCUUUGAAACCUUCACCUGGGCCUGAGGCUGCUGCUGCCCAGGAGCCGAGGGGCUUGUGAGGGAAAAGGCUGCGCUGCCCUGGGGGCCUCCAGGCACUGGGCUCCUGAGCACGUAGCCUGCUGCUCAGGGGAGCUCGUGUGUGAGUCCUGUGGGACAGAAGAGCCUCGGGGCUGCCUGCGGGACACCACGAGAGGGCAAGGUUGGAAGGAGGAUGAGCAGCGACGUCGCAGUGACAGGAAGAUCAGGAUGCUCCCUGGGGCUGAUCGUGUUGGGCCGGUGCUGCCGAGCGCCGGGCUGGGUCUGGUCCUCAGAGGCUCCCGGUACCCGUGCGGAUGGGCGGGAGGGCGAUGGCCGAGCGUCUGUCAUGAUGGAGGGGUCAGAAGCAGCCGUGGGCGGGGGGGGUACAUCCCCUGGGUGCAGGUAGAGGGGCGCAGUGCCUCGUGCCGCGGGGUGCUCCA